Messenger RNA from Gymnogyps californianus (California condor), 1632 nucleotides. RefSeq names its product sterile alpha motif domain containing 7 (gene SAMD7). NCBI's taxonomy places the organism in Eukaryota, Metazoa, Chordata, Aves, Accipitriformes, Cathartidae. The record is from RefSeq and is a predicted model, not a curated record. The transcript is spliced from 8 exons. Bases 1 to 1632 code for a protein of 543 amino acids. Gene Ontology annotation, molecular function: protein binding.
AUGACUCCACGAGAUCACAUGAGAAAAAUGUCUAUCCUGGGGGAACAAGGAACACUAGAAGAAAAGCACUUAUACCGAUUAGCAAGUGGCAUGGCAGCAGGAGAACUGCGGCAGCGGCAAGAGAUGCUAAUGAGAAAUCAGUUGAUGGCAGUAAACCCUCAGCUAAUGGGUGCAGGCCAGCAGAGAAUGCAGGCGAUUCCCUCCCAGUUUGAGCCUCGACUGGUAGACAGAGAUCUGUUACCUUCAACUGAAAUGAUGGCAUCAGCUGACCCAAGACAAAUCCAUAUAGCAUCCCACCUUGGACCCGCAGUCCCACAGCACGCAAACAUGCCAAACAUAUUGUCCAACCGUGUUUACGCAGGCCCAGGAUAUAGCUUUCUGCAACCAGAAUCCAUGGAAGCUGUGGCCAGAAGACAGGAACUGGUUCAAAAGCAAAAUAUUGCCAGAAUGGAAAUGGAGAUGAGUGCUAUUUUUCAGCAAAAAGAAAUGGAGAAAGCUCAUCGGAAAGGGCUCCUGGGCCUGGAAGCGCCUUUCCUUUACCAUGGGAUGCCAGCUAGUCCCAUUGCAUUCCGUGGCAGGCACAGACUACCUGAAGGCCAUCUUCCCAGCGACUUAUAUGUUCAUCGUACCACCCUUGAUGAAAUUCAUGGCAACACUAUGCUCAUGGCAACCAGCCCAUACCCUCCAGUCAGCACUUUGCAAAGGGAGAGGGGACGUCGACCAGGGAGAAGAGCUGGAAAUCACAAAACUGCAGACUGUAGUGCCAAUGGCACAAAGAACCAAGCUGACGACAAAACUGCAGACCCUGCUGCAGCUGCAACAGAUGAUGAGAAAGAAGACAAGAAAGAAGCAGAGGUGGAGACACCAAACAAACAUGAACAAAGCAAAAACCAGACUGAGCCAUCUGCAGUUGCCAAAAACUGUAAAGAGUUUGAACAAGGCUUGAGAAAAAACUGUGUUACUCAUGAAAUUUCUACUGAAACCAACACCUGCAGCAACACAAAUGAGAAGGCAUCUAAUAGCUCCUGUACUGCUUUCGAUGACAAGUACAUGUACCCUUCUGCAAUCCCAUUCUCAGCGUUACCAUAUGGAUUUCCAGUACCCAGCAACCCAUUGCUACCUUCAGGAGCACAAGGCCUGAUCCUGAAUGGAGAAGACAUUUCUUCCAUUGAAGACAUUCGCAAGUGGACUGUUGAUGAUGUAUACAACUUCAUCAUUAGCCUCCCAGGCUGUUCAGAAUAUGCCCAGAUAUUUAAAGACCACGCUAUUGAUGGAGAAACCCUCCCACUGCUAACAGAGGAACAUCUCCUAGAUACAAUGGGAUUAAAACUCGGACCAGCAUUAAAAAUCCGCUCUCAGGUGUCCCGACGUCUGGGCAAUGUGUUCUACAUGAUGAAUCUUCCUCUGUCCAUGCCCCUGCCACCUGCUCCAGGCAAACCCUCAGAUCAGCCUUCUGACAUAGCCUCCCCUCUUCACUGCAAUAGCAGUGGCGAUACGCUGGACAGUCCCUGCUCUCAGGACCCAGAAACUUCAAAAGCAGUGGAACAGAUUGUUUCAGAAAGCAGGGAAAAUCCAUGUGACACAGCUGGAUCUCAGGCUGACUUCCAGAUGAUCACUUUUCAGAAAAGUUGA